Rhizophagus irregularis DAOM 181602=DAOM 197198 is the source of this 1867-nucleotide messenger RNA. Lineage: Eukaryota; Fungi; Glomeromycota; Glomeromycetes; Glomerales; Glomeraceae. The record is from RefSeq and is a predicted model, not a curated record.
CAUAAAAUUUCUUUUUUGGAAUUUAUUAACGUCCAAAUUUCUUACAUGCAAAUAGUUUAUUAUUUUAAAAGAAAUUUUUUGAGCAUUUGCAAAAUGUUUUUCAAAAAAAAACCUUUAGAGAUACAUAACAUUCUGGAAUAUUUAAAAAAUAAUUUUACAAAUUGGACCAGUAGAAAUGAAAAAAUUGAUAACUUCAUUCAGGAAAUGCAAUUGAACAUCAAUAAUGAAAAUGAUGUAGUAUUUGAAUGGAUACCAUAUAAACAAUUUAAUAAAAUCAAAGAGAUAGGCAAAAAUGAUUCUAUAACAGUGUAUUCAUCAAUAUGGAAGGAUGGUCCAUUAUGUAAAAUGAAUAUGUUGAGUGGGUAUUAUGCAAGGGAUCCAAAUAUAAAUGUCGCCUUAAAAUAUUUACAUAACUCACAAGAUUCUGUUGAUUUUCUAAUAAAUGAGGCUAAAAAAUAUUCAACAAAGAUCUUUGAUAGAGCAAUUUGUGACAUAUAUGGAAUAUCUCAAAAUCCAAAAACAAAUAACUAUAUUUUAGUUCUUGCAUGGGCGAGUGGAAGUGAAAAAAUUGAUAAAUUCAUUCAAGAAAUGCGAUUAAAAAUUAAAUGGAUACCAUAUAAUCAGCUUCAUUACAUUAAAGAGGCAGACAAAAAUGACCUUAUAACAUUGUAUUCAGCAAUAUGGAAAGCUGGCCCAUUAUAUAAGAGAUAUGGUUUGAGUAAUUAUACAAGAAAUCCAUGUAAAGAAGUUGCCUUAAAAUGUUUACAUAAUUCACAAGAAUCCAUUGAUUCUUUAAUAAAUAAGGCUAAAAAGUAUCUAACAAUACAUAAUGCAUUUCAAGUAUUGUAUGGAAUAUCUCAAAAUCCAGAUACAGGAGAUUAUAUUUUAAUUCUUAACCAGACGAGUGGAAAUGUAAAAAUUGAUGAUUUCAUUCAAGAAAAGCAAUUAGAAAUAAAUGACUAUGAUGAUAUAGUGUUUGAAUGGGUUCCAUACAAUCAGUUUAAUAAAAUUGAAAAGACAGGCAAAAAUGGCCCUGUAACAGCAUAUUCAGCAAUAUGGAAAGAUGAUUUACUACAUUAUCAGUAUUAUGGAUAUACAAGACAUUCAAAUAACAAAAUUGCUUUAAAAUGUUUUCAUAAUUCACAAAAAUCCAUUGAUUCUUUAAUAAAUGAGGCAAAUAAAUAUCAAACAAAGCAUAAAGCAUUUCAAGUAUUAUAUGGAAUAUCUCAAAAUCCAUUUACAGGAGAUUAUAUUUUAAUUCUUAACUUGAUGAGUGGAAAUGAAAAAAUUGAUGAUUUCAUUCUGGAAAGGCAAUUGAAAAUUAGUAACUAUGAUGAUAUUGUGCUUGAAUGGAUACCAUAUAAUCAGUUUAAUGAAAUUAAAGAAACAGGCAAAAAUAACCUUAUAAAAGUAUAUUCAGCAACAUGGAAAGAUGGUCCAUUAUACAAGAAGAAUAGACAGAGUAAUUAUACAAGAAAUUCAAAUAAAGAAGUUGCUUUAAAAUGUUUACAUAAUUCACAAGUAUUCAUUGAUUCUUUAAUAAAUAAGGUAAGGAAUUUCUUUAAAUAUUUAAAUACUUUUUUUAAUUAACAUAUUCUAAUAUUUAUAUUAGGCUAAAAAAUAUCCAACAAAAUAUAAAGCAUUUCAAGUAUUGUAUGGGAUAUCUCAAAAUCCAGAUACAGGAAAUUACAUUUUUGUUAUUAACUGGACAAGUGGAAAUGAAAAAAUUGAUGAUUUCAUUCAAGAAAGGCAGUUAGAAGUUAAUGAUUAUUAUGAUAUAGUGCUUGAAUGGAUACCAUACAAUCAAUUUAAUGAAAUUAAAAAGACAGGCAAAAAUGACCUUAUAACAGUAUAUUCAGCAAUAUGG